CUGGGCCGAAGGAAGCGCAGGGCAAUGGCGCUCAGCCCCCCUGAAAGGCAGUCGGGCCCGCCAGAGCCCCCGCACCCGGCGCUCCCGCAGCAGCAGCAGCACGAGGAAGACGAGGCGGAUGGCGACGUCGUCCUGGACUCCCAGCGGCUGCGUGGCCUGGAGCCCGAAGCCGGCGGGAUCCCCCUUCACUCGCCCUGGACCUUCUGGCUCGACAAGUCCCUUCCUGGCACUACAGCAGCUGAAUGUGCAUCAAAUUUAAAGAAGAUCUAUACAGUCCAAACUGUACAGAUCUUCUGGAGUGUUUAUAAUAAUAUUCCUCCUGUGACAAACCUGUCUCUGAGAUGUAGUUAUCAUUUAAUGCGUGGAGAAAGACGACCACUGUGGGAAGAGGAAAGCAAUGCCAAAGGAGGUGUAUGGAAAAUGAAAGUCCCGAAAGACAGUACGUCUGCAGUUUGGAAAGAGUUAUUGCUAGCUACUAUUGGGGAACAGUUUGCAGAUGCAGACCACUGUGCAGGAGGUGACGAAGUAAUAGGUGCUAGCGUCAGUGUUCGUGACCGGGAAGAUGUUGUUCAAGUCUGGAAUGUAAAUGCAUCAUUAGCAAGUGAAGCUACAGUUUUAGAAAAGAUCUAUGAACUUCUGCCCCAGACAUCUUUUAAAGCAGUUUUUUAUAAACCCCACAAAGAGCAUCAUGCUUUCGAAGGUGGACGUAGGAGACAUUAAUAGUACUGAACUCCUAAGUUGUAAUAUUUUAUUUUAUUUUUGAGAUCCUCAAAAUAAGAAGAUGGACAAAACACUUGCAAAAAGCCUCACAACCCCAGCUUUAUUUUAGAUAUUUCUGUUCCUCUUGAGUUGCUGGUACUCGAAAGCAAGGAGAAUUGCUGCCUCAGUUGCUGAUCGUGAUGUUUCUUUUGACUUAUCAACACAAAAGUCACUUUUCUUUUAGUAUUCUUUUCUUUUUAAGGUAGAAGACUUUACAGUUAAGUAGUUUACUGUUACCUAGUUUAACUGCAAAUAUGCACAGGAAUGAUAUGCUGCUUUUUUUCUUCUAGACUUGCUGUACCUAGAGAAAUAAUAGCUGUGUGAACCAUGUUUUUUUUUUAUUUGCUUUGAGACAUUCCUAUCAUGUUAAGAACUACUCACAGAUCUGUACCCAGAAAGACUGAAAUUUGCACUGUUCUAAUAUACAGUGGGGGAAAUCCAAUAAUGGGAAUCCUACUCAAGCUCCAUUGAAAUUACUGGUUCUUGCACAGUCCCUGUGCGGACUGGGUGGCUUCUAGUGUCCUUAUGCACUCAUAAUGCCCAUACUGUAAUUUUAAAACAAUCACUGAACGGAGACUGUAAAUCGAAAAUACGUUUUUCUUUUGGCUGAUUUUUGAAUUUUGGAUGUAUGAACACUUUAACAAACAUUUCAUGUUGGCUCAGAUCUUAUGGGAGGCGUGCAAGAGGGAUCUAAGCUGGGCAGUGCUCAAGAAGAUACACUGUUUCUGAUUAUAUAUAUCCACUGGGAUUUCUGUGAUCAUAGUAGCACUUGAAGUGCUACAAUUGUGCUAAUUGUAGUGCAAAGGCCGUCACCAAGUUUAGAGCCGUUGAUCAUUAAUCAGUGUUUGUUUGUUGGCCAUCUGAAAACACGUACAUAUUUAGAAAAUGUAAUCAUCUUUCAAUAGGAAACCAUAAACAUUUUAUUCUGGGGGUGGCUAGUUUUGUUUUGUUUUGUAUAAACUCUAUCUAAAAACAAACAACUCCCCUUUAAAACUCUGUAUGCCCUCUCUUCAAAUGAGAACUUCAGAAGAUUACUUUUAUCACACUUUUUAUCAAACAGAACUUUCCUCCCCAGCCCACAGUCACUGUGAUCAUAUCGUAUGUGUUCUUCACUGAUUUAGGUCAAUAUCAAAUGCAGAGUAAUUUUAUUGUAAACAUAACCCAUACAAUUAUACGUAGUUGCAAGCUAUGAUGGCGCCUUAAGUACAUUUUUCAAUGUAGAGAGAAGUCAAUUAUACAUUGAAGCAUGAAUGUGAAAGUUUUCAAUAUUUAGUUUGUGUGAUUUCCUCCCCAUACUAAUUUAUUGGAGGUUUCGAUAUGUUUUUAUUACAGUACCAAAGAUUUAUUUAGUUCCUUGCUAGAGGGGUGUGCAUUCCUAUCUAGGCAGAAUUACUGGAUUAGUAUUAGUAUUUUGGAAAUUGUUCUGACUGCACUGAUAUCAGCCCAUUUAAUCUUACAAGAAGUAGCCAUUGGAAUUCAAUGCAUUUAUAAAUAAAUCAAUUUCCCCUUUUUAAUUUUUGUACUAGUUCAUCUGUAUUUAUGAAUUGUGCAUUUAAUGAGCAUUAUUAAAAGUUUUAUAAACUCA
Elgaria multicarinata webbii is the source of this 2344-nucleotide messenger RNA. It is a transcript of the gene EIF4E3, whose product is annotated as eukaryotic translation initiation factor 4E family member 3. Bases 25 to 720 code for a protein of 231 amino acids. Gene Ontology annotation, cellular component: eukaryotic translation initiation factor 4F complex. The record is from RefSeq and is a predicted model, not a curated record. The transcript has 7 exons. Gene Ontology annotation, biological process: translational initiation. Lineage: Eukaryota; Metazoa; Chordata; Lepidosauria; Squamata; Anguidae. Gene Ontology annotation, molecular function: translation initiation factor activity; RNA 7-methylguanosine cap binding.